This is a messenger RNA of Malus domestica (apple), 591 nucleotides long. Its product is annotated as putative glycine-rich cell wall structural protein 1. Lineage: Eukaryota; Viridiplantae; Streptophyta; Magnoliopsida; Rosales; Rosaceae. The record is from RefSeq and is a predicted model, not a curated record.
AUGGCCAGCACUAGGGUCAUUGGUGCUGCAUUCUUGGUUUUGCUGCUUGUGGAGCUCUCCUUUGCUGCUAGACCGUUAAAGGCCAAUGGGGGUGGUAGUGGCGGCGGCGGCGGCGGUGGAGGUGGUGGAGGGGGUGGUUCAGCCUCUGGGUUCGGGUCUGGGUAUGGUUCGGGGCGUGGGUAUGGGGGUGGUUCAGGGUAUGGUAUUGAAGGUGGAGGCGGAGGCGGUGGAGGUGAAGGAGGCGGCGGUGGUGGUGGACACGGUGGUUCUGGGUCUGGAUAUGGGUCCGGUAGUGGUUCUGGUUAUGGGUCUGGUGGUGGGAAAGGAAGAGGUGGAGGUGGAGGAGGCAGCGGUGGUGGUGGUGGGGGAGGAGGUGGUGAAGGCUCGAGUACAGGAAGUGGGUCAGGUUAUGGAAGUGGAAGUGGAAGUGGCUAUGGUAGCGGAGGUGGCAAGGGCGGUGGUGGUGGGGGAGGCGGAGGAGGUGGUGGUGGCGGUGGUGGUGGAAGCAGCCAUGGUGGUGGUAGUGGCUCUGGUUACGGGGAGGGUUAUGGGUCUGGAUAUGGUGAAGGAGGUGGGAAUGAUUCACCAUGA